Capra hircus (goat) is the source of this 771-nucleotide messenger RNA. RefSeq names its product chromosome 3 C1orf185 homolog (gene C3H1orf185). Bases 1 to 690 code for a protein of 229 amino acids. NCBI's taxonomy places the organism in Eukaryota, Metazoa, Chordata, Mammalia, Artiodactyla, Bovidae. The transcript is spliced from 5 exons. The record is from RefSeq and is a predicted model, not a curated record.
AUGGCUUCACCUAAUGGUUUUUUUAACCACUUAACAUAUUUUCUGGCUGCUGGUGCUGUUACUUUGGGAAUUGGUUUCUUUGCUUUGGCAUCAGCCUUGUGGUUCCUGAUUUGCAAAAGAAGAGAAAUAUUUCAAGACUCUAAAUUUAAAGCAGUUGAUGAGAAAUGCAGACAAAGACCAUCAAAGGCGAAGAUUAAAUCUCAUCCUCAGUGUGUUUUUAUUUCUCGUAAUUUUCAUACUGGAAGACUCCAAUCACAGGAGGAGCAAAGAAAAAAGGAAACAGCAUGUAUAAAAGCAAAUAAUGGUUAUUCUAAAGAUGAUUUCUGCCUUGCAACAAAAAAAGUCAUUUGUGACCCCUCAGAGUCUAGCUCGGCAACAAAUCCCAGCAGUGUUACCUUAAGCUUAUCAACAUUACCAUCUGAUUUUUAUUAUAGCCAAAGUGUAGAAAUAGCUGAUGACUGGUAUUCUGAUGAUUCUCAAAUGAAAAAGAGCCCUCCGAUGCCUUUUCUCGGGGAGCCUCUAAUGGAAAAAGUAUUUUCAUACUUGACAACCAUUCCAUUAGAACAAUGUACUGAAAAUGUACUAAAUAUGACACUUUGUGAUGAUCAAAAAGAUGAUAACCUUAAGGAAAUAUUUACGCGAAGAAAUACAGAGGUUGAAAUACAGAACCUUCAACAUAAUACUGAAUGACCUUUUUCUUUUGAAACUUUGUGUACCCUGAAAUCAUGUAAAGUUAAAACUGAAUUACCAGCUUCUGAGUCUCUUAACAUG